Huiozyma naganishii CBS 8797 is the source of this 381-nucleotide messenger RNA. RefSeq lists its product as uncharacterized. The record is from RefSeq and is a predicted model, not a curated record. NCBI's taxonomy places the organism in Eukaryota, Fungi, Ascomycota, Saccharomycetes, Saccharomycetales, Saccharomycetaceae. The transcript is spliced from 2 exons. Bases 1 to 381 code for a protein of 126 amino acids.
AUGUCAGCAAAGGAUUACUAUAACGGUGCAAGCAAUCAGCCCACUCAGCAAUAUCACAGUCCCAGUUCGCCGGCUCCUGCCCGAAGUGGGUCCAAAAAAGGCUGGGGAGGACAGCAACCGCCCACAUACCAGCAGCAGCCGCCAUCGUACCAACCACAGCAACAGCAGUACUACAGCAGUAACAAUAACCAGCAACAGCAGUAUUACCCGGGUCCGAACGGGUUGCAACAGCAACAACAGUACUACCAACAACCGCAGGAUGGGAGACCGCAACAACCUAUAUACGUGCAGCAGCAGCCGCCUCAGAGGGGGAAUGAUGACUGUAUGACUGCGUGUCUCGCGGCAUUGUGUGUAUGCUGUGCGAUGAAUAUGAUCUUUUAA